Messenger RNA from Aspergillus wentii DTO 134E9, 923 nucleotides. Its product is annotated as SDR family oxidoreductase. The coding region runs from base 25 to 780 and encodes 251 amino acids. The record is from RefSeq and is a predicted model, not a curated record. The transcript is spliced from 4 exons. NCBI's taxonomy places the organism in Eukaryota, Fungi, Ascomycota, Eurotiomycetes, Eurotiales, Aspergillaceae.
CAACCAACCAUAAUAUCAUCUACAAUGGCAACAUACCUCAUCACCGGCUCCUCACGAGGCCUAGGUCUAGCACUCGCCACCCGUCUGGCCAGUCUCCCCAAAUCAGACGUGGGGAGUAUAUUCGCCACGUCCCGUCGCGACAACGCCAAGCUGAACGAAUUGGUGGAGUCGUCCGAUCGGGUGGGAUUUGUGCCUAUGGAUGUCACGGAUGAGCGUAGUAUUGCUGAGGCUGUUAAAUUGGUGGAGAUUCGACUUCAGGGGAGGGGGUUAGAUGUUUUGAUUAACAAUGUGGGUGUGAUGCCUGCUACCAGGGGGGGAAUUGAGAAGAUGGAUGAUUUGAUGGAAACCUUCAAUACGAAUGUUGCCAGCACUCAUCUGGUGACAAAGGCAUUUCUCCCUCUCCUGCGCAAGGGACAGCGGAAGACAGUAACCAACAUAUCAACCACGCUCGGAUCCAUCAACAUGGCCUCGAACUACAAAUUCAUGCCUGUCCCUGCAUACAAAAUCACCAAAGCAGCGUUGAACAUGCUGACGGUGCAAUAUGCCCAAUCAUAUGCAGAUGAGGGAUUUACCUUUUUCGCCGUCAGUCCGGGUUGGCUCCAAACCGACCAAGGCGGCUCGCGAGCAGAUCUCACCCCAGAAACCGGCGCUGAAGCAGUCGUCAAAACAAUUCAAAAUGCCACGCCGGCUGAAAAUGGUAGAUUCUUCAAUAUCCACGUGCCUGGAUGGGAGAAACAUGACGGGUUGAAUCAGUAUAAUGGCAGCGAGGUGCCUUGGUGACGGCCAUCUGUCUGAGGUAUCUCGGGUUUUAUUUCAUUUGAUACAGAGUGUAUAUAGUGAUUUGCUUCGGGCUUCAGAGUUGAUAGAUAGAUCCAAUCAAGGACAAUAUACCCGUAUCAUAUGCGGGCAGCCGUUUAGGUAUC